AACUAAUAUGAUUACUUACCUAACCUAUAUAUAUAUACAUAUAUGCAAAAAAUUAAUAUUUUAUUCAAACUAAUUUUACGUACUUGUUUUUUUUUCCCUGCCGCUAAUUUUCAAUCUGCUUUAUUUUGUUUACGUAUUUGAAAUAAAUUUUAUUAAAGUAGGUACCUGUUUAGUGUAAUAAUAAUAUCUAUCACAUUUAAUUUCAUAGAUUAAUCACCGUUCUAUAAUAGUAAUGUUUAUGUUUAAAGUAACAAAAAGUCUAAUAUUAUAUUUAUUUUAUUUUUAUGAUGUAACUACAAGUAAGAAAAUAACAUCUGAAGACAGGACAGUUAACGACUGUCAACGUUGUAAAAUAUUAACAGACUCUUUUAAUUACUGGAUUGACAAAACUUCUCGAGGAAAACACGAAGGUGGUGAUGCUGCUUGGGAAGAAGCUAAAUUGAAGUCUUAUGCUCAUAGUGAAAUACGUUUAGUUGAGAUACAGGAAGGCCUAUGUUCAGAAUUAAAGGCACAUGAAAGUGAUUGUUAUAUGUUAGCAGAGAAUGCAGAACAGUUUCUAGAGAAUUGGUGGUUUAGAGAAGAUCCUAAUUCUGUAGACUUACAUACAUGGCUGUGUAUAGAAACUCUUAAAUAUUGUUGUCAUAAAAAUCAUUUUGGAGAUAACUGUUUACCUUGUCCUCUUGAUACACAGAACCAAGUCUGUGGAGGACAUGGUAGAUGUGAUGGUGAUGGUACUCGUUUAGGAAAUGGUACAUGUAUUUGUAACAAAGGCUAUAUAGGAGUAUUAUGUAAAGAUUGUGCUAAACAUUUUUUUCAAGAUAAUGACUUAUGUAAGCCAUGUCACAAGGCUUGCAAUGGCUGCUCUGGUGACAGUGCUGCAGCUUGUAAUACAUGUAAAGUUGGCUGGAAGCUAGAGUCUGGUGUGUGCACAGAUGUAAAUGAAUGUUUGGAUACAACCUUGUGUAAAUCUACCCAAUUUUGUAUUAACAAAGAAGGCUCCUAUGACUGUAAAUCAUGUGAUGCAUCAUGUAGAACAUGUGCAGGUGCUGGACAUUCAAACUGUACAUCAUGUGAAUCUAAUCAUGUGUUAUGGAGUGGUAGAUGUUUAGAUGAUAAACAUAAGAGUAACCUUUUAAGAAGUACUAUAAAAAAAUUAGCCCUCUAUUUAGGAUUAUUUGUAAUAGCUUUUUUUAUUCUCAGGAACUCAAAAACAUUGGCAUCACUUGUAAUUUUAAUAAUUACGAUAUACAUACAUUAUUCUGAGAAAAAUUCAGAAAUGAACAUUUUACAUGUACUUUUAAAUCUUUAUGUGAAUUAAUUGUACAAUUUUUUUUUAUAUGAACUCCAAUAAAAUUCUGUUUAUGUAUAA
Messenger RNA from Galleria mellonella (greater wax moth), 1369 nucleotides. Its product is annotated as cysteine-rich with EGF-like domain protein 2. The transcript has a single exon. Gene Ontology annotation, molecular function: calcium ion binding. The record is from RefSeq and is a predicted model, not a curated record. NCBI's taxonomy places the organism in Eukaryota, Metazoa, Arthropoda, Insecta, Lepidoptera, Pyralidae. The coding region runs from base 233 to 1318 and encodes 361 amino acids.